CCCCCCUCACUCAUCAUUGAUAACACACCAUGCGUGAUAACGUACCAGCGUGGCCAAAACGAAGUUUGCCGAAGCGAGGCCGAAGCGAGGCCGAAACGAGGUUCGUUCGGAAAGUGAACGAUGGUAAACGAGUUGAGCCGAUCGAGCAGUCGAUCCAACAACUCGCAGCGAUGUUCAGUAUUGUCUCGCACACAACGAGAGAUUGACAGUGUUGACAAGGGGACCAGGUGGACGUGCGAGCUGCGAAGGAGCGUGCGACAAAUAUGAGCAGAAUACAGCAGGAGAAACCCGUCGAGGAUGAUGAAAUUAAUCUCUUCAAUCCCGCUAUAUUGGACAGAUUGCCAGUAUCGCCCGUUGCUGGGUUACACAUAAGACCGCUUAGAACUACGGAUUAUGAUAAAGGUUUCUUGGUCCUGCUGUCUCAAUUGACAGAUGUUGGAAAUGUCACCAAGGAACAAUUUUUAAAUAGAUUCUAUAAUAUGAAAACUGCUGGUGGUUACUACAUUGUCGUCAUCGAAGAUACAAACUCUGGAAAAGUAAUAGCAUGUGCAUCAUUAGUUGUUGAGCAGAAGUUCAUUCACAACUGCAGUGUGCGAGGACGUCUGGAAGAUGUAGUGGUCAAUAACAAUUACAGAGGUAAAUCGUUAGGAAAAUUAGUGGUGACGAUCGUGGUGCAAUUAGCACGCUACUUUCAUUGUUACAAAUUAUCUCUGGAUUGUGUGGAUCGUCUGGUGCCAUUUUAUGAAAAUAUAGGCUUCAAAAGAGAAACCAACAAUGCCAAUUAUCUCAAUAUGCGCUUCCAUGGUGAAAAUGCUACGGAACAAUCUCGUUUAUAAUAACUGGUUUAUCAUGAUAUUUUAUCUAACAGCAAUGACAAUUCAGUGGCAUAGCGUACAUUUGAAUGGAAAACUGAAAUCUAAUAUCACACUCGCGAGUUAUAUGUAUAUAUAUUCAAAUUUUUUGAGAACAUGACCAGUGUGAGAUGCCCUUUGCCAAACAAAACUUUGCAUUUCACAUAUUCUCUAUAAAGAAAAUCUCAUUAUUUUACGAAAGAAUCUAAACAAAAAUUAAUAUGCUUUUUUAUUUAUAUUUAUAAGAAAGAAAAUUUAUCCAAGUAUUAAAAAAACUAAUAUUUAUACGCGCGCGCCCGUAUAACAAUAUUAAAAGAUGUAAUUUAAAUAUAUACUGUCGCAUUAUAGACUGUAUAGGUUGUAAAAAAAAUAAUUGUUAAAUAAAAUAAUUAAUCUUACAUAUACAUAACAUAUGUAUAUUUUUUCAUGCAUAUAAUGUUAAUAAAUAAUGUUGUA
This is a messenger RNA of Pogonomyrmex barbatus (red harvester ant), 1307 nucleotides long. It is a transcript of the gene Gnpnat, whose product is annotated as glucosamine 6-phosphate N-acetyltransferase. NCBI's taxonomy places the organism in Eukaryota, Metazoa, Arthropoda, Insecta, Hymenoptera, Formicidae. The record is from RefSeq and is a predicted model, not a curated record. Gene Ontology annotation, molecular function: glucosamine 6-phosphate N-acetyltransferase activity.